AUGAUCACGUUGGGUGGGGCGUCUCCAGCUCGGCUAGUCUCGCCAGCUUUAGAGCGCCAGCAAAGAGGGGAAAGUCAAGGUCGAGAUUCCAAAUCGCGCUCUGGCCGCGGGGCAUCACGGCAUCGUUCGCGACACCAUCGCACGUUGUCUAAAGACCGCCCUAGGAGCGCACGCGACUACUACAGGUCAUCAUGGAACGAGGCUGACUAUUACCCGCCCGAGGAUGAUGACUCACUUAGCUGCAGCAGUGGAGGUAGUAACAACGGACGUCGGCUGCUGCACGAUGACGAGUCCGGCGGCGGCGGGAGCGACGCGGAGGGAGGUGGUGGAGUAGGUGGCGUUGGUGGCGGCAGCGGUGGUGGCGGGAUGGCGGGUUCUCAGCAGCAGCACCGCACAAUCAUUUUCAAUGACCCACAGCUGCAGAAAUACUGCAGUAAUGCCAUCAGCACGGCCAAGUAUCGCUACCGACUCCUCUUCUUCCUACCCAUGUUCCUCUUCGAACAGUUCCGGAGAUACGCUAACAUCUUUUUCCUGGUCAUCGCUCUACUGCAGCGAGUCAAAGUCGGCGACAUUAUUAAAGUCCACAACAACAACUUCUUCCCUGCCGACCUCAUCCUUCUCGCAUCCAGCGAGCCCCAGGCCAUCUGCUACAUCGAAACGGCAAAUCUUGACGGUGAGACGAACCUGAAGAUCCGACAAGGCGUGUCCCAGACGGCGCACAGACUUGAGGCCCGCGAUCUGAUCAGCUUACGAGGCCGUCUCGAGUGCGAACUGCCCAACAGAUUCCUGUAUCAGUUCACUGGCAACCUCAGUGAAGAUGCCAAGCCAGCCGUGCCUCUUAGUCCGGACCAAGUUCUGUUGCGCGGUGCUAAGUUGCAGAACACCAACUGGAUCUUCGGAGUCGUCAUCUAUACCGGCCACGAGACGAAACUAAUGAAAAAUUCUGCUGCCUCUGCUCCCCUCAAACGAUCUACCGUUGACCGGCUCACUAACCACCUCAUUAUUCUGCUGUUCGUCCUACUGAUCAUCCUGUGCCUCAUCAUGGCCGUGUGUAACUCCCAGUGGGACGCCAGCGUCCACUGGUACCUCGCAGCAACAUCAUGGAAUGAGCGAGCGCUCGUGAAAGGUGCCAAGGACCUGGGCUUCGUGUUCACCACGCGCACCCCCGACUACGUGAUACUCGACGCGCUCGGCAAGAAGGAACAGUUCCACGUGCUGCACGUGCUAGAGUUCACGUCGGCACGUAAGAGGAUGAGUGUCGUAGUACGGCUCCCUAAUAACACCAUCAAGCUCUAUUGUAAAGGAGCUGACAAUGUUAUCUAUGAUCGGCUGGCGCCGAGCAGUCAGUAUAAGGACGCCACCAUCAGACACCUGGAGGAGUUCGCAUCAGAGGGCCUGAGGACGCUCUGCUUCGCCGUAGCUGACAUAUCUCCUUCUUUCUAUGAGGGAUGGAAGAAGACGUUCUACGAGGCGAGCACGGCGCUGGAGGACCGCGAGAAGAAGCUGGAAGAUGCGGCGCAGCUCAUAGAAAAGAACCUGCAGCUGCUCGGUGCCUCGGCCAUCGAGGAUAAACUACAGGACCAGGUCCCCGAGACGAUAGCAGCGUUGCUGCUGGCGUUACUCGUUAACCUCAGCAUUUCAAGUCGGGUGUCGCCUAGUCAAAAAGCUGAAAUCGUGGAGCUGGUCAACUCGAGCUGCAAGGCCGUGACGCUGGCCAUCGGUGACGGCGCUAACGACGUAGCCAUGAUACAGAAAGCCAACGUCGGCGUGGGCAUCGCGGGACAGGAGGGCUUGCAGGCCGCGUGCGCUGCCGACUAUACCAUAGGACAGUUCAGGUUCCUGGCGCGCCUGAUGCUCGUACACGGCGCGUGGAACUACUCGCGUCUCUGUAAAGUUAUCCUCUACAGUUUUUACAAGAAUAUUUGUCUGUACGUCAUCGAGUUGUGGUGGGCGUUCAUGUCAGGCUGGUCCGGUCAAGUCAUGUUCGAGCGCUGGACCAUCGCCAUGUACAAUGUUUUAUUCACUGCAGCUCCCCCUGUGGCGAUCGGCAUAUUUGACAGAAGCUGUAGCGCCAAAACUCGCAUGGAGUAUCCUGCUCUCUAUAAGGAGAGCCAAAACGGCUCUCAGUACAAUAUGAAGGUAUUCCUGUGGUGGGUGUUCCUGGCGCUUGCUCACUCAGCCAUCGUGUUCGCCCUGCCGGUAUUCGCGAUGACGCAAGACGUGGCCUGGGGCAACGGCAAGACCGGGGGCUACCUCAUGGCCGGCAACAUGGUCUACUCUUAUGUUGUGGUGACCGUGUGUCUCAAGGCUGGACUGGAGAGCAGCGCCUGGACGUGGCCGACGCACUUGGCUAUCUGGGGCUCGAUCGUCUCAUGGUUUCUCUUCCUCUUUAUUUACUCGAACUUCUGGCCUGUGCUGCCGCUCGCCUCCAAUAUGACUGGCAUAUACAUACAAGUUUUUAUCUCGCCGCUGUUCUGGUUCGGGCUGCUUCUCAUCCCUCUCACUGCUCUUCUCAUAGAUUUCUCUGCCAAAACUUUCAUCAACAGUGUGCGCAAGAGUCUGACCGAAGAAGUGCGCGAGAGCGAGAUCUCCAACAAGGAUCUGGGCAGGAUGCUUGACACUCGAAACAGGUUGACUGAAACCGCCCGUCUGCUGAAGAACGUCUUCAGGAGAACCAACACCAGAGUUUCGCUCGACAUCGAAUUGCCUCGGAAGAAAAAGGAGACGCCACACAAAUUUAGCAACGAUGAUGGGAUGCGGCCUGAUGGCUGUCAACGUUCCAUAGCGUGGGAGGCAAAACCCCGACACCUUCGAUGAUGUUCAUCUCUGCCGUGGUGAUGGCUUCGCGUUCUCUCAAGAGGAGCACGGAGUAAUGAGGCAGUCUGAUGUGAUCCG
Molecule: messenger RNA, 2895 nt
Organism: Hyalella azteca
Lineage: Eukaryota; Metazoa; Arthropoda; Malacostraca; Amphipoda; Hyalellidae
Product: phospholipid-transporting ATPase IB
Exons: 21
Coding region: 1-2817 (938 amino acids)
Biological process (GO): phospholipid translocation
Cellular component (GO): plasma membrane
Molecular function (GO): ATP hydrolysis activity; ATP binding; ATPase-coupled intramembrane lipid carrier activity
Source: RefSeq, a predicted model, not a curated record